This is a messenger RNA of Brassica rapa (field mustard), 1388 nucleotides long. RefSeq names its product probable carboxylesterase 6. NCBI's taxonomy places the organism in Eukaryota, Viridiplantae, Streptophyta, Magnoliopsida, Brassicales, Brassicaceae. The record is from RefSeq and is a predicted model, not a curated record. Gene Ontology annotation, molecular function: hydrolase activity.
UCAUAACAAUAACAAGUUUGGUUUCAAUUAUUGUUAUUAUCUUAAUGGAACAAGUAAAGUGGAAAUAUUUCCAACCUCACCCGUCUCCAUCACCCUCCAUUAUAUAUAUCCUCCUUCUAUGUAAGAAACCUCCCAAACACAUCAAUCUCCAAUUUUUUUAAUAAAAGAUCCAUAUCUCUCUUACAACCAUCUAUUAAAAUCUCCUUUGUGUCAUAAAUCAGCAGAAAACACCUAAAAUCAGAGAAAAUGGGAGCAACCACAUUGACCCAUGUGAUGACCAUUAACCCUUAUAACACAAACAUUCAUGGACCGGUCGUAGACGAAGUGGAAGGCCUGAUUAAAGUUUACAAAGACGGCCACGUGGAACGAUCCGAACUCGUGCCGUGUGUGGGUCCCUCACUACCCCUGGAGCUCGGUGUAGCUUGCUCCGAUGUUUACAUAGACAAGUUGACCAACGUAUGGGCACGUCUCUAUGUCCCGAUGGAUACCAACUCUAAGCUUCCUUUGCUAGUCUACUUCCACGGUGGAGGUUUCUGCGUCGGCUCGGCUUCUUGGUCGUGUUACCACGAGUUCUUGGCCAGAUUGUCCGCUAGCUCACGUUGCAUGGUCAUGUCUGUAAAUUACCGUUUAGCCCCUGAGAACCCUCUCCCGGCAGCAUACGAAGAUGGCGUCAAUGUCAUUCAUUGGCUCAAGAAAAGAAGCAAUAGCUUGUGGGCCAAGCUAUGUGACUUGAGCAGAAUAUUCUUGGUCGGAGACAGCGCCGGUGGAAACAUAGCUCACCAUGUCGCCGCAAGAUUAGCAACAGAUGCGGAUGAUCUAAAGCCAUUGAGGAUAGAAGGAACCAUCCUGAUUCAGCCUUUCUUCGGCGGGGAGGCGCGUACGGAGAGUGAGAGGCGCGUGGAGAACAAUACUAAGAGCUCCAUACUUACACUGGCGGCGUCCGACGCGUGGUGGAGGCUGGCUUUGCCACGUGGCGAAAACAGGGAGCAUCCGUAUUGUAAACCGGUGAAGAAGAUGGUGACGAGGACGCUGGUGUGCGUGGCGGAGAUGGAUGUGCUGAUGGAUAGAGAGAUGGAGAUGUGCGAUGGUAACGAGGAAGUGAUCAAGCGCGUGGUGUAUACAGGCGUUGGUCACGCGUUUCACAUUCUGGGUAAGUCUCAGCUUGCUCAGACCACAACUGAUGAGAUGUUGUGCCACAUCGACUCUUUCAUUCACCACUAUGAUCCCCUUUAAAUUAGUUGUGUUUGUAUAACCCUUUUGCUUUCUUUUCAAUGCUGGCUUUUAUAUGUUUGUAACUUAAAUAAAUACUAUAAUGUUCAAAGCAGGUGUCUGUUUUAGGAUUAAUAUGAGUUUCGGUUUCGAUUAUUAAGAAAAAUAGUUUAAAUAGA